UUCAAUCUUCAAUAGAGAAUUUGAUUCACAACUUCACCGGCGAUUUUGCCUUUUCCGGCGAUUCUCCAUUGUGCACAUUCCCGAAAAAGAUGUGGCGUAGAUCAGCUUCUUUCAUUCUCGACAAAAACCAAAACGACGUCUCUGGAAGUCACCAUCUUUCUCCUCUUUCAGUCGCCGAUUCAUCAUCUAUGGCUGAAACCCUACUACAACAGGAGCAGCAGCAGCAACAGCAACAGCAACAGCAACAACAACUUAACCCUAAUCCUGACAUUUCAGCGUACUAUCAAACUAGAGCGGCUCAUCAUGGAGUUGUUACAAGUGACUGGCUUUCUCAGGCUCAAGCUGCCGUAGACCAACCAUCUGAAGACGUUGUAUCCUCGAAUGUUUCUUCUAAGUCUGGAGAUUUGAGUGGGAAAUUUAAUGUGAUUGAUGAGUUUAAUAAUUGGCGUAAACAACCUGAUUUGGCUGAGGCUGUUGCUGCUAUUAGGGCUUUGGCUUCAGUUAUAAGGUCUAGUGAAGCUACUACUAUGAUGGAACUUGAAAUUGAACUCAAAAAAGCUUCUGAUUCUCUCAAGUCAUGGGAUAAAACCUCCAUCUCUUUGACAGCUGGUUGUGAUUUGUUCAUGCGCUAUGUAACAAGAACUUCAGCAUUGGAAUAUGAGGACUUUAAUUCAGCCAAGUCUCGCUUUCUUGAACGUGCGGAGAAGUUUGGGGAAAUAUCUUAUAAGGCUCGGAAGAUAAUUGCAAUGCUCAGCCAAGAAUUUAUUUUUGAUGGUUGCACCAUUUUAGUACAUGGCUUCUCCAGAGUUGUGUUUGAGGUUCUGAAAACAGCUGCUCAGAAUAGGAAGAAUUUUCGAGUUCUUUGCACUGAAGGGAGGCCAGACAGGAGUGGGUUACGAUUGUCUAAUGAGCUAGCGAAGCUUGAUGUUCCUGUAAAACUCUUAAUAGAUUCUGCUGUGGCAUACAACAUGGAUGAAAUUGACAUGGUUUUUGUUGGGGCAGACGGUGUGGUUGAAAGCGGAGGCGUUAUCAACAUGAUGGGAACCUACCAAAUUGCUUUGGUAGCGAAGAGCAUGAAUAAACCAGUCUAUGUAGCUGCUGAAAGCUACAAGUUUGCUCGUCUCUAUCCACUGGACCAAAAAGAUAUGUUUCCAGCUUUACGUCCAAUUGAUUUUGGGGUGCCAAUUCCGUCCAAGGUGGAGGUUGAAACAUCUGCUCGCGAUUAUACACCACCCCAGUAUCUUACACUGCUAUUCACAGAUUUGGGCGUUCUAACACCAUCUGUAGUAAGUGAUGAGCUUAUACAGCUAUAUUUAUAGCCCCAAUGAAGUUUGAUUCUGUUGUAGGUAUUCCAAAUAUUACCUGUAGGAGGAAAUUUUUUAUUUUCUGUGUUCUCCCAUUUCUUCUAUGACAUGGAAGAAUAUAUUACUUUUUUAAGUUUGCUUAUCCUUUUGGGUAUGAAUUGAAAAACGAACCAUUAGACUAUUCAGAGUAAAUUCA
This is a messenger RNA of Solanum lycopersicum (tomato), 1500 nucleotides long. RefSeq lists its product as uncharacterized. Gene Ontology annotation, molecular function: guanyl-nucleotide exchange factor activity; translation initiation factor activity. The record is from RefSeq and is a predicted model, not a curated record. Gene Ontology annotation, biological process: translational initiation. Lineage: Eukaryota; Viridiplantae; Streptophyta; Magnoliopsida; Solanales; Solanaceae. Gene Ontology annotation, cellular component: eukaryotic translation initiation factor 2B complex.